Durusdinium trenchii is the source of this 630-nucleotide messenger RNA. NCBI's taxonomy places the organism in Eukaryota, Dinophyceae, Suessiales, Symbiodiniaceae. The record is from the annotation of a GenBank genome assembly.
AUGCUUGUGCUCGGCUCAAUUUGUUUCAACUGUCUUGGAGCCCUCCUUGUGGAGAACUUCUUGAAAGCCAAGGGUGAACUCUAUGAACAAAAGGCCCAACUUCUGCUUGGAGAAGUCGUGGUGAACUCCAUCCUAGUCUUUGUCGGGCCGCUCUUCAUCACCGACCUGGAGGUACGGGCAAUGAACUCACCCUGGCAGAGAGGCUUUUUUUCUGGCUGGGAUGGUCGUGUUUUAGUUUGUGCCAUUCUGUGGAUCCCUGCUGGAUGGACCGCUACAAUGCUGGUGAAGCGUUGCUCGAACUUGCUGAAGACUUUGGCACAAGCUUUUUCCUCUGUUUUGACUUAUGUCUUCAGCGUGGUUCCUCUAAGCAGUGGGCCUCGCACCUGGGCGCACUUCGUCACCAUGCUGGGCCCACCAUUGACACCGGAGCCUGUGUCAUCCCCUGUGGUGUUGCUGGCGAUCAGUGUGAUGAUCUCGGCACUGACCUUUGGGGCAGACCGGAGAGAGCCAAAGAUCUCCAACCGGAGGCAUACAGACCAUCAAGAGGUGCCGGAAAAAUGGAAAGUUGACUCUUCCUACCUUCAGGUUCGGCCAAGAUCCCGACAAAUCAGUGAGAGCAGUGGGCGUUGA